CGGUUUCAUACAAUUCUUCAUCUAUUAUCUCUAGCUUUUUACAGAGAGACAAACCAAGAAAGAAGACGGUGGUGGUCACCGUCGAUGGAUGGAAUGUUUGGUUUCCAUCCAACAUGUGACUACUCAGAUAAAGCGGUGGUGAUGAUGUCACCGGACAAUCUGAUGUUUCCUUCCGACUACCAAACCUUGCUUUGCUCCUCCGCCGGAGAAAAUCGUGUCUCCCAUGUUUUCGGUUCGGACGAGUUACUCUCAGUAGCAGCCUCCGCUAUGUCCUCAGAAGCUGCUUCGAUGGCUCCUGAGAUCCGAAGAAACGAUGGUAACGUAUCGCUUGGUGUCAUUAAGGCGAAAAUAGCUUGUCAUCCUGCGUAUCCACGGUUACUACAGGCUUACAUGGAUUGUCAGAAGGUCGGAGCACCACCGGAGAUAGCGUAUCUACUAGAGGAGAUUCAACGGGAGAGCCAUGUGUAUAAGCAAGGCGUUGGUCCAUCAUCAUCUUACUUCGGAGCUGAUCCGGAGCUUGAUGAAUUCAUGGAAACCUAUUGUGAAAUAUUGGUAAAGUAUAAGUCGGACCUCGAGAGGCCGUUUGAUGAGGCCACGAGCUUCUUGAACAAAAUUGAGAUGCAGCUACGGAACCUAUGCACUGGCGUGGAGUCUGCCAGGGGACUUUCGGAGGAACGUGCAGUUUCAUCUGACGAGGAACUAAGUGGAGGCGAUGAGAUAUCACAGGAUGGGAAACAAAUAUGUGAAGACCGUGAUCUCAAGGACAGGUUGCUUCGCAAAUUCGGAAGCGGUAUAAGUUCUUUAAAGCUGGAGUUUUCAAAAAAGAAGAAGAAAGGAAAACUACCAAGAGAAGCAAGACAAGCGCUACUUGAUUGGUGGAGUGUUCACUAUAAAUGGCCUUACCCUACUGAAGGUGAUAAGAUAGCUUUAGCUGAUGCAACGGGGUUAGACCAGAAACAGAUCAACAAUUGGUUUAUAAACCAAAGAAAACGUCACUGGAAUCAGGCAGAGAAUAUGCCUUUUGCAUGAUGGACGAUCAUGUUAUUUAACGUUGAAGUAAAAGAAAAGAAACGGGGGUGUAUUGACAUGUUUUCCUUAGUAUAAAUUCUGCUUUGAUUUGCCGACAAAAGAAGAAGGAAAAAAGUGGAAAAAGAGCAAUGAAGGAUGGAUACAUGAAUGAAUAUUUACUCAAGUCACAUGUAGGAAAGAACCAAGGGACAAGUCUACGUCAAAUGCUUUGUAACUAUUGUUAUCGGUGAAUAUGCCUUCUAUAAUAAGUGACUUAUUUGGUCUCUUCUAAAGGUUUGUCCUAUCUUGAUUUAAAAGUUUUAUUAUUUUCACUUUUUUUCAGAAUCGACAAUCUUAUAUAUUAAAACAGAAGUCAUAACUUGACUUCAUGUAUGAUUUUUUAAGUUUUAGACCUUCUACUAAAAAUUGA
This is a messenger RNA of Eruca vesicaria subsp. sativa (arugula), 1438 nucleotides long. Lineage: Eukaryota; Viridiplantae; Streptophyta; Magnoliopsida; Brassicales; Brassicaceae. The record is from the annotation of a GenBank genome assembly.